This is a messenger RNA of Alnus glutinosa, 917 nucleotides long. RefSeq names its product dirigent protein 19-like. Bases 104 to 685 code for a protein of 193 amino acids. The record is from RefSeq and is a predicted model, not a curated record. The transcript has a single exon. Lineage: Eukaryota; Viridiplantae; Streptophyta; Magnoliopsida; Fagales; Betulaceae.
CCUCAUUGCAUAUAUAUAUAUAUAAUUAGACGCACAUAUUCACUUCAUAAAAGACACGUACAACAUAUAUAUUGACGACCUUUGUUCAAGAGCUCCGAUCCCCAUGGCUAGAAUUCUUCCUGCCUUCAUUGUCUUCUUCCUUCUCCAUUCCUUCUCUGCAACUUUGGUCUCUGGCGCCGGAGAAGAGAAAGGCUUUAGAGCACCCUUAGACCGGAAGCUACACAAGGUCAAGAAAGAACAGCUCAGCAACUUCAACUUCUUUUUUCAUGACAUCCUGAGUGGCCGGAAUCCCACUGCCGUCCCAAUUGUGCCGCCACCCACCAACACAUCAAAGACGGGGUUUGGUUCUAUAGUCAUGAUUGAUGACCCAUUGACCUUGGGACCCGAACUAAGCUCAAAAACGAUAGGAAAGGCACAGGGGUUUUAUGGUUCUGCUUCACAAGAGGAAUUUGCAUUGCUGAUGGUUAUGAACUUUGCCUUCACUGAAGGAAAAUAUAAUGGUAGCACGCUUUCCAUUUUUGGAAGGAACCCGGGCGCCACCAGCAAGGUUAGGGAGUUUCCUGUGAUCGGAGGCAGCGGGCUUUUCAGGUUUGCCCGGGGUUAUGCUCUGGCCACCACUCAUGAACUGAAUCUGACGACAGGGGAUGCCAUAAUCGAGUACAAUCUCUACGUGCUCCAUUAUUGAUGUUCUUGACCUUUUUCUUGGUCAUGAUCGAUCGAGGUUCCUUUUUCAUGUUCUUUCGCAAAUUUUUUGUCUUUCAAUAAUCUUCUCGAUCUCCUUUUAUUUGGAAUAUGUCGUCAUAGUUUUCAAUUAAGUCCAUUAAUGGUUAGUUUGUGUUUGUUUGUAUUACUUUCACAAUUUAUAUUGUAAAAUUAAGUAGACAUUUCAAAGUUUCGGACAUUCUUGGUUUGCGAUA